Messenger RNA from Pristis pectinata (smalltooth sawfish), 1618 nucleotides. RefSeq names its product TOX high mobility group box family member 4 b (gene tox4b). Gene Ontology annotation, molecular function: chromatin DNA binding. NCBI's taxonomy places the organism in Eukaryota, Metazoa, Chordata, Chondrichthyes, Rhinopristiformes, Pristidae. The record is from RefSeq and is a predicted model, not a curated record. Gene Ontology annotation, biological process: regulation of transcription by RNA polymerase II. Gene Ontology annotation, cellular component: nucleus.
ACUUCCGUUUCCGUUGACGGUGACGUCAGGGCCUCCCGGGGGCCCGACAUCUUUGUUGGGGGCGUCGUCGAUGGAGUUCCCGGGCAGUGCCGACACCUUCCUGACCAUCAGUGACUCCAGCCACCCUUUCCUGAGCGGUGCGGAGACCUUCCACACACCCAGCCUCGGGGAUGAAGAAUUCGAGAUCCCCCCCAUCUCGUUGCCCCUGGAAACAGACCCGGAUGUAGCCUGCCACUUUGACCUCAAUGACCCCGCCAGCUCCCAGGACAAUGGCUUCUCCACCCAGUUCAGCUCUGCGCCCCUGGAGCUGUCACUCCCCUUGUCCCAGGGGGUGAUGGAGCAGGGGUCCAGCCUGAUGGGAAGCCUGAACAUGGACCUGGGACAGGCGGUGGGGACACAGUUCGGGACGGACGCGGCCCUGACCCCCGGCGUGUCUGUGGUCACCCACAACCCGCUGACCACCAUCGACCAGUCGGAGCUCAGCAGUCAGCUGGGCCUCAGCCUGGGGGGGCCGGAGAUCCUGAGCCCAGCCCCCGCCCCCGGGGACAGGGGCUCCCCCACCCCCUCCCCGGCCAGCUCCACCCACGAAGAGGAGGGCGAGGACUUCCGCAGGGUGCCCGCGGAGAGACCCCCCCUGCCCGAGGGGGGCCGAAAGGGGAAGGGAAAGCGGCGGCGGAGGAAGGACCCGAACGAGCCGCAGAAGCCGGUCUCGGCCUAUGCCCUCUUCUUCCGCGACACCCAGGCCGCCAUCAAGGGGCAGAACCCCAGCGCCACCUUCGGCGAGGUCUCCAAGAUCGUGGCCUCCAUGUGGGACAGCCUGGGCGAGGAGCAGAAACAGAUCUACAAACGGAAAACAGAGGCAGCAAAGAAGGAAUAUCUCAAGGCACUGGCGUCAUACAGGGCUGGGCUGGAGUCCAAGACGGCAGCAGACUCCAGCGACGCAGAGACACUGCAGGCAGGGGAGGAGACCCUGCCACCCCCAGCACCCCUGCUGGUGACCCCCCCCUCCAGCUCUCCCCCUGCCCCCGGACCCCGGGGGGGGCCGGCCCCCAGCUGCCAGGUGACGGCGGUGGGCCAGGGGCUGGUGACGGUGCUGACCCCCGCCCCACAGCUCCUGCAGCUGCAGCUGCCCCUGCCCGCCGGGCCUCGGCUGCAGCGGCUGCAGCGGCUGCAGGCGCCCCCCCCACUGCAGCCCAUGCCCCCACCCCCACUCCAGGCCGUGCCCCCCCGCCCGCCACCCCUGCAGGCCGCUGCCCAGCCCCCUCCGCCCUGCCCCCCAGCCCCCGCCUCCGCCCCCCUGCAGGUCCAGAUCAUUCAGCUGCAGCCGCUGGCCCCCCCUGCCCCACUGCCCCCUCCCGCCACCACCGCCCACCAGCGCAGCUCCGAGACUGCUGCCCUGUCCAGCACUGCAGCCCCUCGCGAGCAGGCGGAGGUCCAGGUGCGGUCACCCCCGCAGGCCCAGGUGGAGUUGGUGACCAGCUCGCCCCCCCCGCUGACGGCCCCCACCCCGGGCUCGCCGGUGUGUGUGCGCAGUGGCUGCAGCAACUGCCCCGUGCCCAGCACUGACUGGGACAACGAGUAUUGCAGCAGCGAGUGUGUGGUGAAGCAUUGCAGGUGA